Messenger RNA from Cucurbita moschata (crookneck pumpkin), 712 nucleotides. Its product is annotated as 50S ribosomal protein L35, chloroplastic-like. Lineage: Eukaryota; Viridiplantae; Streptophyta; Magnoliopsida; Cucurbitales; Cucurbitaceae. The record is from RefSeq and is a predicted model, not a curated record. The transcript is spliced from 3 exons. Gene Ontology annotation, biological process: translation. Bases 99 to 554 code for a protein of 151 amino acids. Gene Ontology annotation, molecular function: structural constituent of ribosome. Gene Ontology annotation, cellular component: large ribosomal subunit; ribosome.
UAAAAGCUAUUCACUUUAUCCGCACGGCAGGCCGAGUUUGAGGCUCGUAUAGAUUGGCAAGAAGGAGAAAGACGAGACGCUUCCAAGCUUCAGGAGCCAUGGCAUCUGCUUCGGCGACGGCGUCCUUUGGUCUUAGGUUUUACCCACUGUGCUCUCGCUCAUCAGUUGGCGUCUCUCGUAGUUCCGUCCGGCUCCCGUCGUCGAACAAGGCGUACUCGUUGAGGCUUAGUUCCUCCCACAACAUUUCCAGGUUUGGAGUCGCUUUACUUCAGAAGCCAUUUCACAUUGCUCCCAGUUCUCGAAUUCAUACUCCCUUCACUGUCGUCGCUGCCAAAGGGUACAAAAUGAAAACCCACAAGGCUUCAGCAAAGCGAUUCAGAGUAACGGGUCGAGGGAAAAUCGUUCGGAGGAGAGCUGGAAAGCAGCAUUUGCUGUACAAGAAGAACACAAAGAGGAAACUACGGCUUUCCAAAAUGCACCCAGUGAGCCGAAGUGACUACGAUAAUGUGAUUGGUGCUUUGCCGUACCUGAAGGUGAAUAGGCAGGCCAAGUAGAGGUCAUCACCCCGCCCCACUACACCUGCCUCUACUCACUUCAUGUGUAAUCAAACGAUUUUCAACUUUCCAGAACUCAUCAAAUGGAAAAAUUCGAUUGCUUAAAGAUCUUAUCUCUAAUUUAUUUCAUCAGUUGAUAAUGGUACGCGUUCUUUUAA